Messenger RNA from Gigantopelta aegis, 2722 nucleotides. RefSeq lists its product as uncharacterized. The record is from RefSeq and is a predicted model, not a curated record. NCBI's taxonomy places the organism in Eukaryota, Metazoa, Mollusca, Gastropoda, Neomphalida, Peltospiridae. The transcript has 6 exons. The coding region runs from base 531 to 1844 and encodes 437 amino acids.
GCAGGCAAGCACAGUGUGUCAACAAUAUCAGAUAUCAAGAACAAACAGCAGAAUUUACAACACAGCAGACAAAGUGUAUUGUCAAGGUGUUGUGUAUAAUGCUCUUGUGCAAUAACUUGCAGUGAUACUGCACUGUGGAAAAUAUAAAGGAAGCUACAGUGUUUGUGGAGACAGGCGGACUACUGUGCAUGUAGUUAAUUGUACAAACUGGCCAGGUGACACUAACCUAUAUGCACAUGUGAUGGCCUACUUACUGUACACUUUAAACCACAGUCCAGACUUCUAAAACAAGGAGAUUAAAUAUUGAGAUCAUCUUUCCUGUCUACACACUGCAACAAGAUGGGCUUCUAGAUUAUGGUAGCCUCAUUCCCAUGGCUUGUGAUAUAACUACUAUUACCAUGCCCGACGGCUAGUGAAAACCCCCAGAAAGAAGAGUCAAAUGUUGUAGUCAGGGAAAACGAGUGACCCUGACAUUCCAGGUGGCACCUGCUGCCCCGAGUUUAUGCCACCUGCACUUGAACUGGUCCUGGAUGAAGACCAAUAUUAACAAUCUGUGUGUAAUCAUCCAUGUUGAGACAACGGGAGAUUCGUUUUUCAUGUUUCUGUCGCUGCGAUCGCUUGCCGAGUGUGUGAAUCUUCCACUGAACACAGAUCUGUCGUCUGGGUCAUGUAAAGUGUAUGUCUACGGGCUGGAGCGGACAGACACACCCUACUUUUAUACAGUCACUGUGAGUGGAGUGAGGAAACUAACAAAACUUGGUGAAAAUCUGCAAUGGAAGUUGGACUUGGGAACGCACGAUGUAGCUCAUAUGGCCUUAAUUAAGUCUAAUGACAGUGAAGUGCUGGAUCCUUUUGCCAUGACACACAAACGCGUAUCUCCCAAGAAGAUCCAACUGAACACCGAACCCAGCACCUUGCAGCCAAACGUCCUGGUCAUCAUGAAGCAACUGUCCAGUGAGUUGUUCUGGUUGACCUCACCGACCAAAUCAUCUGUCGAGAUACCCCAGGAAAUGAUGUCGUCUGGCACCGUGAUGGUCAAAGUGUAUUCACUACAGAGGACACACUGCAGCACCGGGUUGAAGGUUUACAAGAAGAAAACAUCCUCUGCAGAAGUGGAAAUCAAAUGGCCAGAUACAAAAGAGGCACCAGAAAAAUUGCCAGACAUGAGCAUCAAGAAGUUGAAAACGCUGAAGGAAAAAGCUGCAAAUUACAUGUCCAGGAAAAAACACGGCAUGUACAUAAUAAGCCACCUGUACCGAAACAAGCCCCCCGCCUACUUCCACAACAUCAUGAACCUACAGGACGGCAUCAUGGAGACGUACCGCAAGGACUACAAUGGCGAUCCGGCCUGCAGCAUCAACAACGCCAUCGACGGACUCUUCUUCAGCACGGGCCUCGACCGCAAGACCAGACAACCACCCGAGUUCUCAUUCUUUGGUGCAAAGCGACUUCACGUUCCAGCCCAGUGGCUGCUGAACGACAACACCAACAUGUAUUUCGCAGACUUCUACUGUCACUACCAAAACCACUACGUCUGCGUGGUCGUCGCGGAGAAAGGAUCGCGAACCGACAUCUUCUGUCAGAGUAAACUGCUCCAGCUCGAUCCGUACGAGAAUCCGUUUAUUUGCAGGAAGAGGCAUCCCAUUCUCACUGAAUAUCAGGCAGUCUACGUAACGGUGGCUGUAUACGUGGAGCUUUUUUACACGGAAGAUAUCGACAUCGGGUCCAUGUUCAAGAGAUACCCUUCCGUUGUUUAUUUUACGAGGGUCACUCCCGUGGGCAGAGGGAAAAGCAAAAAAUAUGGUAUUCCGAAAAACAAAAAUUGUAAAAUUUGUGUCUUGUAGGACAUAAGUAAAUUUGUUAUCUGUUUAUGGUUCACUGUAAACGGUGCUGUUAAUAUUGUAUAAGACAUGCAGGGUUGUGAUGCCAAUAUAUAAAAAAAAAUAACUUUUGUGCGAAUGAUUGUAUUAUGUGCAUUGUGUUUAUGAGCUGCAUGUAUGCCAUAUGUUUAUGCGUGUGCAAGCCUGAGAGACUGUGUGUGUGUCCGUGUCUGUGUGUGUGUGGGGGUGGUGGGGGGAGUGCAUGUGUGUGUGUCUUUGUGUGUGUGUGUGUGCACGCGCGCGCACGUGCCUGUACAUAUAUGCACAUAUGUGCCUGCAUUUGUUCUUUAAGGAUCGUUGUAGAAACUGACUAGAAUGAAUGUUUUCACAGACUAGUCAUGGUUAUCAUCUUUACAGUGAGGAGUUGUUAUACAAACUACAUUCCAUUUUGGUAAACCAUCCACUCCUAAAAAAGAUUAAAAUUUGUUUCGCUUAAUAACACCACUAGAGCACAUUGAUUUACUAAUCACUGGUUACUGGGUGCCAGACAUUUUGUAAUUGUGACACAUAGAUGUAGUGAAAACUUGCUACAUUUUUUCAUUAGUAGCAAGGAAUCCUUUAUAUGCAUCAUCCCACAGACAGAACAGCACAUACCACAGCCUUUGACAUAUCAGUCAUGGCCAUCCACUCAUAAAAGCGUAUGUCAAAAAUGUUUUCAACAAUUUGUAAAGGUAUACUACACUGGCAUUAAACCACACCCUUGGCAUAAUGCAAAGAAAAUUUUGUUAAUUGUGUACACACCCAUCAACAUUAAUUUUAUAAUUUAUAUUUGUUAAUUUAUUACUGAAAUGUAUAUAUGUGUAUUUCACUCAUGAUUGAAAUGUUUUAUCAAUAAACCAUUG